Molecule: messenger RNA, 708 nt
Organism: Glycine soja
Lineage: Eukaryota; Viridiplantae; Streptophyta; Magnoliopsida; Fabales; Fabaceae
Product: histone H4-like
Exons: 2
Coding region: 26-460 (144 amino acids)
Biological process (GO): nucleosome assembly
Cellular component (GO): nucleosome
Molecular function (GO): structural constituent of chromatin; protein heterodimerization activity; DNA binding
Source: RefSeq, a predicted model, not a curated record
AAAAACCGGUACACGGAUCGACACAAUGCCCUUGCCUUCCUAUAAAACGCAUCCGCAUCCGAACCUGAAUCCUGAAUCCUAUCACAACACUAACACAGAUUUUGAUUUGAUUCGAUUCGAUUCAGUCGAGGUUUUAAGCAGCAGCAAGAUGUCUGGGCGUGGAAAGGGAGGAAAGGGAUUGGGAAAAGGAGGAGCAAAACGACAUCGUAAGGUUCUCCGCGACAACAUUCAGGGAAUUACGAAGCCAGCGAUUCGUCGUUUGGCUCGCAGGGGUGGCGUGAAGCGUAUCAGCGGUUUGAUCUACGAGGAGACUCGCGGUGUUCUCAAGAUCUUCUUGGAGAAUGUCAUCCGUGACGCCGUUACUUACACGGAGCACGCUAGGAGGAAGACCGUUACGGCUAUGGACGUUGUUUAUGCGCUUAAGAGGCAGGGAAGGACCCUCUACGGAUUUGGUGGUUAGGGUUUUUGCUUGAUUUUCCUCGCCAGGGAAAAGUCUUGCUGUCAAGAAAAACAAACGAGGCAUGGAUUGGGGUAGUUUUUUUUUUUUUUUUUAUGGUGGUGUUUGUAGUGAAUGGGGAAAAUUAGGAGCAAUUUUAUGCUUACUUGUUGGUGUCAAUUAUGUGAUGUAACUACUCCGUUGAAAUGUAGAAUUAUUUUGGCUUUUAAAAAUCGUUUCGUAAAUCAAUUUAUAGUUUCUAUUUAAGUUAA